This is a messenger RNA of Ctenopharyngodon idella (grass carp), 2499 nucleotides long. RefSeq names its product sphingomyelin phosphodiesterase 5 (gene smpd5). Bases 366 to 2024 code for a protein of 552 amino acids. Gene Ontology annotation, biological process: sphingomyelin metabolic process. The record is from RefSeq and is a predicted model, not a curated record. The transcript has 9 exons. Gene Ontology annotation, cellular component: cytoplasm; extracellular region. Gene Ontology annotation, molecular function: sphingomyelin phosphodiesterase activity. NCBI's taxonomy places the organism in Eukaryota, Metazoa, Chordata, Actinopteri, Cypriniformes, Xenocyprididae.
GGGAUGUGGACGGGCGCGCGCAUGACCCAUUAUACUGUAUGCGUGCGCGUAGAAACCGCUGGAGGGACACGAGCAGCAGCAGAGAGACUAAAUGAAACGAAUUCACUGAAUCAGAAAGGUGUCCACUACACGGGCGGACCGCAACAUCAGCUCAUGUUCAAAAGGAAGCCUGUCGCGCGCCACAAACCGAGUCAGGCUACGUGGAGAAUGGAGAUCAUUGUGUUUGUCAAAGCCAUUCAUGGAACAAAUCCAUUGAAAUGAAAAGGGAUAGUCAACCAGCCGUCCACCAACUGACUAGAGUUCAAGUGGUUAUGUGGAAGAUCUGAGAUGAGAAAGCUUCUUUCCGUGGCGUGCGGUGCUGAGGCAUGUCUUUAAGAGAGUCGCCUUUCCCCAACUGUUUUUUGGAAGGUCUCCAUGCUGUAGGAUGGGGUCUCAUCUUCCCUUGUUUCUGGUUCCUGGACCGUCUCCUCGCCGUUUGCGUCUCCACCAGUCUGGAGCGCAUGUGGAGGAUCGAACAGGAGUGCUACCUCCACCCGCUUAAGGUCGUCUUUGGCUCCAUCCUGUUCUUCAUCCUGUUUAUAAUUUCUACACCAUUCGCCCUCCUGGGAUUUGUACUAUGGGUGCCGCUCCAGGCCGUACGCCGACCAUUUUCGUACCACCAUCAGGUGCAGAGCAUUCACACGGAGGAUCGUAAUGCUAGAUGGGAGGAGACGAGGAAGGUCAGUUUUGGGUUUCUGACAGGCAACCUGUGCCUUUUGCCCGACGGCGUAGCUCGCUUCAACAACCUCGGGUAUACUCAAAAUCGCGCAUCAUUCAUCGGGAAAAGCAUCGUGCAGGGUGUCACUCGCCCCCACAUUCGUAUUUACGUAGAUUCUCCUAGUAGCUGUGGCACCAUUACACCGUCCAGCAGCCUGAUCCCGCAACCGACCCCGUCCUCAUAUGGAUCUGUAGACUUUUCCAUCACAGGUCAGAAGGACGAGACUGAAGCAGAUGAAACCAAUGGCCCAAACCAGCAGCAGCUUCCCAAACCCAACUGCAACCAGAACUCCAACCAGCACAAGCAUCCGCCUCGUUCCCUAAGAGACGGCGAUGUGCUGAUAGAGGUGUCCUCUUUGUUCCCGUCCUCUGUGGAUAUAGUUUGCCUCCAGGAGGUUUUCGAUAAGAGAGCUGCUCUGAAGCUUGCGCGGGCUCUCGGGCCUCUCUACGGACACGUUCUCUAUGACGUCGGCGUUUACGCCUGUCAGCCUGCUGGAACUUGCUCCUCUUUUAAGUUUUUUAACAGUGGUUUGUUACUGGCCAGUCGCUAUCCCGUGAUGGAGGCUCAGUACCACUGCUUUCCCAACAGCCGAGGAGAGGACGCACUGGCUGCCAAAGGCCUGCUCGCUGUAAAGGUGGAAAUAGGGUUACAAAAAGGUGAAAAGAAAAUGGUUGGGUAUAUUAACUGCACUCAUCUGCACGCUCCUGAAGGGGAUGGAGAGAUACGCUUUGAGCAGCUUAGCAUGUUGACCAAAUGGAUCAGUGAGUUUCAAGCAGUGACCAGACGAGAAGAUGAAAUGGUGAUGUUUGAUGUGCUUUGUGGGGAUUUUAACUUCGAUAACUGCUCUCCUGACGACAGGUUGGAGCAAAGCCAUAGUGUGUUUGAGGAAUACACAGACCCCUGCAGAGCCGGACCUGGGAAAGAGAAGCCCUGGGUCAUUGGAACCCUGUUGGAACAGCCAACGCUCUAUGAUGAGAACAUGAGGAACCCAGAUAACCUGCAGCGAACUUUGGAAAGUGAAGAACUGCGCAAGGACUAUUUAUCUCCACCGGUGCCAGUCAACGGCGUUCCUCUGGUUUAUCCUGAGCCUGAUCAACCCUGGGUGGGUCGACGGAUCGAUUACCUUCUGUAUCGAGAGAGCUCUGUCUCCAGUCACUGCAGAACGGAGGUGGAAGAGUUUACAUACGUGACUCAGCUGGCUGGCCUGACGGAUCACAUUCCUGUGGGCUUUAGACUGUCUGUCUCUCUGGAUUCAGAAGAGAUGUAAAAACAUCAGGCCAUGUGUGCUUUCCAGUGGACCAGACUGCUGACACUUUAAAAUAUCUAUGAUAAAGUAAUGAAUGCUUUAGAAGAAUAGUUCAGCCAAAAAUGAUUAUUCAUUCACCCUCAUGUGGGUUUGGAAUAACAUGAGGGCGACUAAACGAUGAGAGAACCAUUUUGUGAUGAAUUAUUUUUUUUUAAGGAUCAAUAAAAGAGAAGGCCUAUCAUUUUUAAAUGCUUGCCAUGUGAAGAAAACACCAAAUAUCACUAUAUGAUUCACUAUUUGAACAAAGCAAUAGUUCUGACACUCUGUCACUCUUUCCUAUGCAUAUCUUCUCUGUACAGUGCCAGUAAUGUGGAUAGAUAUUACACACAUAGUUUAAUUUCUGUUUUUUUUUUUUUUUAUUACACUUUUUUUCAUGACAACACAGAAAUGAUUUUGGAAAUAUAUUUUAAUAAAAAGGUAGAAUUCUUUUUCAUAA